Messenger RNA from Candidula unifasciata, 1113 nucleotides. The record is from the annotation of a GenBank genome assembly. Lineage: Eukaryota; Metazoa; Mollusca; Gastropoda; Stylommatophora; Geomitridae.
AUGUUACUACAUUCUCAAUCUUUCAGCCCGGAUUUGCAGGAACUCUUCCAGUCGGACAUCAUUGACGUACAGCAGAAGUAUGCGUUCACGGCAGAGGAACUAUUUUUUAGCGCCAAAUUUGAAAAUGAAGACUUGAAUAUUUCCGAGGCAUUUGAGAGCACGGAAACAUCAUUGGGCCGCUGUUUUACGUUUAACGGCCCAGAGUACAUCAGCAAGAACGGGCCGAGGCUGACCAAACUGGUGGGUCGAGAGUCAGGACUGCGGCUGUACGUACAUCUCUUUCAGGAUCAGUAUUUCAUCUUUGACGAUCUCACAGCCGGGAUUAGGAUGUUUGUGGCCCACCACCCCGAUACACCCAGACUGCGCCAGGAUGGCAUCGACAUCCACCCAGGGACAUCCACCAGGCUGGCGUUGACUCCAGUCAAAUACACCUUCCUACCAGCUCCCUACAAGUCGUACGGUGACGUCCCCUGCCUAGACACUGACUCCCAGGACCUGCGCCACAAGAUGGUCAACGGCUCCUUCUACAGCUACGACAACUGUAUGGAGCAGUGCCACAGCUACACGGCGUCUCUAGCUUGUUCCUGCUACUCUCAUUUACUGUAUGUGCCAAAUCUACGGAGAUGCACAGUAGGAGAUCUCUUCUGUUUCGCGGGAGUCAGAGAAAACCUGACCGCAGCAGACUGCGACUGUCCGCGCCCAUGCUCCUUUGUCCAUUACAGCACAACGCUGUCUGCUUCCCAGAUUCCUUCCAGGGUGUCUGCAGACUUCCUUACCAAGCUGGUCAACGUGUCCAGCGCCGCAGAGCUGAGAGAUAACUACCUGGAGAUCAGAGUCUACCUUGACACCAUGAUGCUGAGACACGAGAGACACGAGGGCCAGUACAACUUCAGUUCCAUAUUUGCUUUUCUUGGUGGCCAGAUGGGAUUCUUCAUUGGCGCCAGUCUGAUCACACUGGGGGAAAUCCUGGAGGCCAUACUUCUCUCAGUGUAUACAUUCUUCCAUAAGCAUUUGUUGAGAAUGGGACAGCCGGUGGUCCUAGCAAGCCCUCCAGCCUCCAGUACACCAUCUACACCUCCACACGUCAAACCAGACAAGAGAAGGGCUUGGUAA